Juglans microcarpa x Juglans regia is the source of this 1116-nucleotide messenger RNA. RefSeq names its product ethylene-responsive transcription factor ERN1-like. The record is from RefSeq and is a predicted model, not a curated record. Gene Ontology annotation, biological process: regulation of DNA-templated transcription. Gene Ontology annotation, molecular function: DNA-binding transcription factor activity; DNA binding. The transcript has a single exon. The annotation marks the transcript as partial. NCBI's taxonomy places the organism in Eukaryota, Viridiplantae, Streptophyta, Magnoliopsida, Fagales, Juglandaceae.
AUGGUGAAAAAGAGAAAGGGAAGUGAGUGGGAAGAAGAGGAAGAAAACAGUGAUAGGAACAUGGGUUUGGAGCAGAUGAUGGAAGAGGCUGCUGCAGUAGCAGCACUGUGUGGAUCUCGGAGGAACAGGAAACGAUACAUUGGGGUGCGCCAGCGGCCUUCCGGGCGGUGGGUGGCCGAGAUAAAGGACACAAUCCAGAAGAUACGAGUAUGGCUGGGAACUUAUGACACUGCUGAGGAGGCUGCAAGAGCCUAUGAUGAGGCAGCUUGCUUGCUUCGUGGGGCCAACACUCGCACAAACUUUUGGCCCUGUUCUUCAAGCCUUCACUCAGCCCCAGCUCUUCCCUCAAAGAUCUCCAAUCUUCUCUUGCUUAGGCUAAAAGCUAGGCAAAUUGCUUCUGCAUCAGCAACAACCUCUUUGCCUGCUGACUUUCAGGAGCAGGAAACAGAAGUAAAAGACCACCACUUCGAUAAUUUCUUCAAUGUGCUUGAAGAUCGCACCUUUUAUGAAAGUAGUGGUGCUAGUUCUGUAACUAAUAGCGAAAACAUUGCCCAAAGUUUUGCAUCAAGCUUUUCUGGAUUGGAAGGGGAUUGUGUGAGAGCAUUGGAUAUGGUGGAUAAUAACAAGUGCACCAAUGUUGAUGGAAAGACUAGUCAUGGUGAAGGGAAGGAUCAGGAAGAAAGAGAUCAAGAAAAAGAAGAUUUUGAUAUGGCUCUUAUAGAUCUGCAGUUUGUGGAUGAAGUGGGAUCUAAUUGUUAUUGCUCACCUUUUGAGAUAGCAGAGGAAAUGGUGAAACCAAUGGAGCAGGAGAAUCAUGGGGAUGAACCUUCAAUGCUUGGAGAAACUAUGAAGAGGUUGAUGUUUGAACGUAAGUUCUCAGCUUCUCUUUAUGCCUUCAAUGGGAUUCCAGAAUGUUUAAUGCUGAAGCAAUCAGGGCUGGUGGCAAAUGGAACAGAGAGGUCUGAACAAUUAUCCCACCACAUGAGUAACCUCAGAAAUAAUGGUAAUAAUACCAGAGAAGAUAAAAAAGAAACUGAAGAAAAUCUUCAUAUGGAGGUGCAAGAACAGGUUGGGAGCCGACAAAAGUCAAUGGAAAUAGGCUCUUCUUCUUCUUCU